Leptidea sinapis is the source of this 1436-nucleotide messenger RNA. Its product is annotated as zinc finger protein GLIS2-like. Gene Ontology annotation, molecular function: RNA polymerase II cis-regulatory region sequence-specific DNA binding; DNA-binding transcription factor activity, RNA polymerase II-specific. The coding region runs from base 195 to 1373 and encodes 392 amino acids. Gene Ontology annotation, cellular component: nucleus. Lineage: Eukaryota; Metazoa; Arthropoda; Insecta; Lepidoptera; Pieridae. The transcript is spliced from 4 exons. The record is from RefSeq and is a predicted model, not a curated record. Gene Ontology annotation, biological process: regulation of transcription by RNA polymerase II; smoothened signaling pathway.
CGAGUAUCUAAACUUCUCGUUGGCGCAAAGUUUGUUUAAAAACCUGCGUUCGGACUUCGCGGGGGAUUCCGAACUCUUAUCAGGCGGUGCGGAAAGUGAGAUAUUCUAUAAGUAGGUAACGCGUGUGUUACAUUUCAUUAUAAAAAGAGACCGCGUGUUGUUCAGUGCUAUUUGGAAGUCUGAAUUGAUAGAAAAUGUUAGUGUUUCCGCAUUGGCGACCCGAAUUGCCAGCCAACGGCUGUAGAGUGCAAAGAUGGAUUUCGGCGGAAAGAUUCGCGCCUUACAUUGCUAAGUCAGCUGUUCUACCACCUUUACCCCCACAGAUUGAUGACGAUGCAUCGUCGGGGGGUUUUUCACCGGAGCGCCCAAGCGACCCCAGCGAUGGAUUGGAAAAUGUGUGUGAGUGGCGAGGGUGCGGGGCAAGAUUCGAAAGCGUCGCCCGACUGUCCGCGCACGUCGCACGAACACACGCGCUCUCGCACGCAGACGGCUUCUUCUACUGUCGUUGGAGGGGCUGCGCGAGAACCCAGAAAGGAUUUAAUGCCAGAUAUAAAAUGAUCGUUCACAUGCGAAUCCACACUAAUGAACGCCCGCACGUGUGCAGUCAAUGUCAGAAGAGUUUCUCAAGGGCCGAAAAUUUAAAAAUCCAUCUCCGGUCUCAUUCCGGGGAAAAACCAUACGUCUGCCCUUACGAGGGCUGUGGCAAAGCAUAUUCGAACUCAAGUGAUCGUUUCAAGCAUACCCGCACACACAAAAUAGAAAAACCCUACGCGUGUAAAGCUCCUGGAUGCAACAAGCGAUACACAGACCCGUCAAGCUUAAGAAAGCACGUAAAAGCUUACAGACACUUUACUAACGACAAAGACAUUGUCAACAAUGCUGAAGAACGCAUCAGUCCAAAAAGUACAUCACCCACUCCAAUAUAUACAGACCAUUCUUCUCACAUUAUGAGCCAAACAAGACUUUCACCGUUCCCUUAUUCGCAAUUUACUACAUACCCAGAACCUGCCUAUGUCCCUCUCAUAGAAUCACCUUACGGACAAGCUAUACAACCAGUCUUUCAUAGAGUACCUCAUCAUGAGCUAUCUUACGGUGAUUACAAUAAAAUGUACGAUCACGCAUAUUCAAGUUACUACUCACCUAGAGCUGAUUAUCCAAAUUUAAACCCUAUUGUCGAUGAAAAGGUAUACAGUUAUGAAGCCCAUGAUCGUAUGGACAUAACUGCUGAUGAAAGAACGAGAGAGUACAGGGAGAAUCAUGAGGAAAUUGAAGUACCAUUGAAUUUAAUUUGUGCCAAACGCCUUCAAUGCAAACCAUUUGAAGAUCUAGUCAUACGUACAGAAUUACCUUUAGAUUUAAGCACUAAAAGUUAACAUAUGCAAAUAAUUUUAAGUGUAGGUAAAUAUUUAUUUAAUAAGAUUUUAUUUAAAGAAAAA